AUGCAACUUCCAGAACUAGUUAUUUCAUUAGAAAGUCUUCUUAUUGAUGCUUAUUUAAAGCAACCACAACCUUUAUCUGAAAUAGAAACAUGGUUACUUGGCUUAAUUACAUUAAAUAAAG
Messenger RNA from Racocetra fulgida, 121 nucleotides. The record is from the annotation of a GenBank genome assembly. Lineage: Eukaryota; Fungi; Glomeromycota; Glomeromycetes; Diversisporales; Gigasporaceae.